Molecule: messenger RNA, 1118 nt
Organism: Hibiscus syriacus
Lineage: Eukaryota; Viridiplantae; Streptophyta; Magnoliopsida; Malvales; Malvaceae
Product: CRIB domain-containing protein RIC7-like
Exons: 4
Coding region: 358-1017 (219 amino acids)
Source: RefSeq, a predicted model, not a curated record
CCUGAAAAAGCGGUCAACUCUCGAUUUUCCCGUUGAACAAACACCCCCUUUGCCGCCAAUCAAAACUUCCCCCCCCCCCUCCCAUCCUCUCACUUUCAUUCUUCGAGAUUUUCCCACCGUUCACACACAUCUCCCUCUCUCUUUUCUUGAUUGUGGAUAAGCCCCAAUUCAAACAGAACAAAUCGUUGCUUCAACAAUCAAGGAUCGAAAGGGUUUUCGCCCUUUUUCUUUUGAUUUUAUCCCUCUUGAUCCCCCCAAAUCGUCAGUUGGUAUCAAAAACCAAAAGUCUUGAUUUCUUCGGAUCGCAAAUAUCGUUAAAGGGGAGGAGAUUCUGAAUCGAAAAUGGCGUUAUUGUGAAUGAGAACAUUCACCGCUCCAUCGUCUUCUUCUCCAGCUGAUGCUUCAUUUUCGUUCGAUUUCAUAUUGACAUUGCCAAAGGAUCCCAUAUUACUUACACCAGAUAUGAAGGGUCUUCUUAAAGGUUUAAGAAACCUUCACAAUAUGUUUGAUGAAAAGGAACAAGAAAUGCAAAUAGGGAAUCCUACGGACGUAAAGCAUGUUGCUCAUAUCGGUAUGGAUGGUCCUGCUGCCAGUAAGCCUAGCUGGAUGAAUGGGUUUGAUUCAGCUCAAGAGCUCUCAUCCCAAGCUCUAGCCAAUGAUCUACAAGAUGGGGAUUUAGGAAAUCAUGAGACAUUGCCACCAACCGAGAAGCACAAGAAAUCGAGGCGCAAAGCAUCAAUAGAGAACGGCACAGAUUAUGAGUCUGUCAAAGACGGCGAGAAGGGCGAGAAGCAUAGACGCCACCGGUCGAACCACUCGAUGGAGUCCCCCGGUCGGGAGUCAUCUUCUUCCCACGGGAGACGCCACUCGAAUCGCAGCACCAAGGGUGAAUCCGCCGACGUGCCCGACCUCCCGAAGAAAUCCCGGAGGAAGAAGUCGAAGGCGUCAGAGGGGGGGUCUUCAUCAUCAAGAUCAAAAACUGGUUCUUUGCCUGAUGUAGGUGAGCUUGAAUCUUAAAAGAGAAGAAACGGCAAAACCAACGUGAUACGGGCAGCCCAUGCAUGGUUUUUCAUGGCUCAACAGCACCAGAAAAUAUAAAAAGAACAAUGGGAUUUAAA